AUUUACUUGUUACUGUCUGCUGAGACAUUCAGUUAGUCGCUGGCUUCAGUAUCGGUCGCAUUGUGUCUUCUCUUUCUCGGUGGUAUGCCACGGUACUGCUUGGCAAAUAUUCGUUACUUUUUUUGUGCCGGGAGACACUACUAGUUUAAACUUUAUAAAUACAAAUUUUAAACUUACUACCUAUUACAAUUUUUUUUUUAUGAAAAAACAAAAGCCAGGUUUGCAAUUUUAGUUGUAUAGAUAUACCAACAACUUAAAAGAGCCUCGCUGGUUUCAUGACCCCAAAGUCGUGGCUCUGACAUUAUAUUGUUGGUGCUUGUUUGUGUGUGCUGCAGUAAGCGUUUUAUCUUAAAUCGGUUCAGAUGGUGAUCCAAGCAAAGUGAAUCAGCAAAAAGGUUUUUUGGAUGUGAUUGAAAGAAUAUUAUUACUUUUUUUUAAAUUUUUAUUAAACCGCUAAAAUUAUCCAAAGAUUUCCAUGAAUUCAAAUAUACAUUCUUUGUGUCGUUAUUAAAUUCUUCUUAAAAUCCGAUCAAAUUUUUGAACGGAUAAACCAAAAGUGUUAUUGCUACCACAUUUUUAAGAGUUUUAUUCAAAGUCACAGAUAAAUUCUAUCCGGACAUCUAAUGAUAAGACAUCGCUCUGAAAUGCUGCUGUUACUUUUAUGGUCCAGCAUAGCACAUGUUUCAUCUUUAACGACACCAGAAGAUCUUCUAAGAAACGCACAUAAUGCCCUUCGUUCGGAAAAAGUAGGUGCAACGGUUAAAUGCUCCAGCGAAGUAGAAUUUAACGUAUGCCCCCCAAGUAAAUUUCGUCUUGCAAAUGGUGAAUGCAACAAUAUUUUGCACCGCAAUUGGGGUGCUCGUGGUGAUAUAUUUUUAAGAUUACUAGAACCUGACUAUGCCGACGACAUAAGUCAACCUCGAUCUUCUCAUGGAAGCAAUAUUCUUCCCAACCCCGAAACUAUUAUAGCAAAUUUACAAAACCUCAUUGAACCUGAACUUAGACAUCCACACAUCACUGCCAUGUUACCGGCUUGGGGGCAACUGCUUUCAGAUGACCUUGUCGAAUUUUCGGAACUGCCAUCUACAUACAGUUGUUGUGAUAAAACAACUGAAGAAUUAAAAUCCGAGCAAUUUAAACAUUGCUUCGUUAGAGCAGGAAGUGAUUGUCAAGAAUACAAGAGAUCAACACCUGCAUAUGAUGAUCAAACAUGUACUAAACGUAAACGUCAACAGAUGAAUACAGCUUCAUCUUACAUUGACGGAUCUACUUUGUAUGGCAGAACCACAGAAGAAAUUCAACAGUUGCGAACUUUUAGCCAAGGGGGAGUCAAUAUUGAAGUUUGUAAAAGAUGUCAAGCUUCUGGUGCCAAUGGUGCACUUCAUCGUGCUUUGUUGCAAGAACACAAUUAUAUUGCAGAAGAAUUGUCACGUAUGAACCCAACGUGGUCAGAAGAUACCAUCUUUUUAGAGUCUCGAAGGAUUAUCAUUGCCCAAAUUCAACACAUUACUUAUAAUGAAUUCUUGCCUUUAGUGUUGGGUCAAGAGAAUACAGCUAAAGUGGACCUCAAACUAACUCCAGAAAAAUAUUUCACUAAUUACUCUAGUAGUAAUCGUGGUGGAAUCUUCAAUGAAUUUGCCACAAGUGCUGUUCCAGCUUUUCUUUCAAUGUACCCUCCAGAAAUGAUAAGUGCUUCAAUGUCAGCCACUUCAUUAUUAAGUAUAUCCGCCCUACAAAAGUCGCUCAUACCACCAAGGAUCACAUCUGGUAAAUGGAGUGAACUCGCUUUGGUAAUUCACCGAGGACGUGAUCAUGGAAUUCCUUCAUACAGGAAUGCUUUAGAUUUAUGUGAAAAUCGUUUUGCUGAAAAUGACGUUUCAAAUAUUACAUUUGAAAAAUUAUCGACUGUUUCAAACAUACCUGAGGAACAUAUAACCAUGCUAAGAGACAUAUAUGAAAACGCUGAAGACAUUGAUUUACUGGUUGGAGCGCUUUUAGAAAAUUCUGCAGUGGGAUCACUAUUUGGACCAACUAUAACAUGUUUAUUGACACGUCAAUUUGCUCAGUUGAAGACAACUGAUAGAUUCUGGUAUGAAAACGAGAUUCCACCAUCAUCUUUUAGACUUGACCAACUAAAGGCUAUUCGUCAAACAACACUGUCUGGGUUAUUGUGUUCAACUAAACAAGUUGAUAAGGCACAACCAAAGGCUUUUAUUCGUGAAGACAGCUUUCUAAAUACUCUUCUUACUUGUGAUCAACUUCCCAAACUGGACCUACGCGCUUGGAAAGCUGAUCCAAAUGAGGAGGAGACAAAAGAAAGAAUUGAAGAAACUCCUGAAGUUAAAGAAGUCAUUCGAGAAAUAAGUCCAGAUUUAUUAGAAGCUGCAGUUGAAAGAGCAAAAGAGGAACUUUAUGCAAGAAAACGAUUUGAGUAUGACUCCUGGUUAGCGCAGGGUGGAAUUGAUGCUAAGUCACCAGAUGGCGUUGCAGCGUCUUUCAGCAAGGCAAACCGUGCAGCUCUUCUUCAAGCCAAUAGCUCUCUUAUGCUUGAGCUUACAUCUAAUGAAAUUUUAAAUACUUUAAAUCAGAUAACACGUCGCAAACGUCAAGUUUUUGACGGAAGCCUUAAUGCAUUCAACCGCAACGAACUAACAGAAACUCUUCAAACUAUCGAUAUAAAUUCAUUCCUGUCAGGGAAUUCAAAUGCACGUCAACAUGUUGAGCAACAAUGUGAUGAUCCACCUCUUCCUUGUGAUGCCAAUACUCCAUUCCGUACCUUUACUGGAUACUGCAACAAUUUACGAAAUCCUAAUUGGGGUAAAUCGUUAUCAACCUUUUCACGUUUACUUCCAGCACAAUACGAAGAUGGCGUUUCAAAGCCUCGUAUUUCUUCUGUUACCGGAGCACCUUUACCAAAUCCCAGAACCAUCUCAACUCUUAUUCAUCCUGAUAUUUCGAAUUUACAUACCCGCUAUUCACUUAUGGUCAUGCAAUUCGCUCAGUUCGUAGACCACGAUUUAACUCUUACUCCUAUUCAUAAAGGAUUUCAUGAAUCCAUACCAAGUUGCCGACGUUGCGAUUCACCACAAACUGUCCAUCCAGAGUGUAAUCCUUUCCCAGUACCUGCGGGCGAUUACUUUUACCCAGAAGUCAAUGUGACUAGUGGAGAACGUCUUUGUUUCCCAUCGAUGAGAUCGUUGCCAGGACAGUUAACACUUGGACCACGUGACCAAAUGAACCAAAAUACCCAUUUCUUGGAUUCCUCUAUGAUUUAUGGGGAAAAUAAUUGCGUUGCAAAUAAGCUUCGUGGAUUCUCUGGGCGCAUGAACUCAACAAUUCAUCCUAUUCGAGGAAAAGAACUGCUGCCGCAAAGUAACUCACAUCCGGAAUGUAAAUCGCGAAACCGAUUAUGCUUCAUUGGUGGAGAUGAUCGCGCUUCUGAGCAACCAGGUCUCACUGCAAUUCAUACAAUAUUUUUAAGAGAACACAAUCGAAUUGUUGAAGGACUACGUGGAGUGAAUCCUCAUUGGACAGGGGAUCAAUUGUAUCAUCACACAAGGCGUAUUGUUAGUGCUCAGUUCCAACAUGUUGUAUUCAAUGAAUUCUUGCCACGUAUUCUCAGUUGGAAUGCUGUGAAUCUUUACGGGUUGAAGCUCCUGCCACAGGGUUAUUAUAAGGACUACAAUCCGUCGUGCAGUCCAAUAGUAUUCAACGAGUUUGCUGCCGCUGCUUUCCGUAUCGGACAUUCGCUGUUGAGACCACAUAUUCCACGUUUAAGUGUUAAUCAUCAGCCCGUUGAUCCGCCCCUAUUGCUUCGCGAUGGUUUCUUCAAGAUGGAUGUUAUGUUGCAGCCAGGAAUAGUGGACGAAAUCAGUAGAGGACUAGUGGCUACCCCAAUGGAAACCCUUGAUCAAUUCAUAACGGGCGAAGUAACUAAUCAUUUGUUCGAAGACAGAAAAAUUCCAUUCUCUGGAAUUGAUCUGAUUUCUCUUAAUGUUCAGCGAGCUCGUGAUCACGGUAUUCCGUCAUACAACAACUAUAGAGCGUUAUGUAAUCUUAAGCGGGCCAACACUUGGUCAGACUUGAGUCGUGAAAUUCCACCAGAAGUUAUUAAUCGUUUCAAGAAAAUUUACGCUUCCGUUGAUGAUAUUGAUUUAUUCCCCGGUUCAAUGACAGAAAGACCACUACAAGGUGGAUUAGUAGGACCAACACUAGCCUGUAUAAUUGGCAUCCAAUUUAGGCAGCUGAGAAAAUGUGAUCGAUUCUGGUAUGAAAACGAAAAUCCAGAAGUAAAAUUCUCCGAAGCUCAAUUAGCAGAAAUUCGAAAGACAACACUUGCUAAGAUAAUUUGUGAAAAUCUUGAAAUUCCAGGAGAUAUGCAGCGUGCUGCUUUAGAUUUGCCAAGUAACUUUCUAAACCCUCGUGUUCCAUGUCAAUCUAUGCCACAAAUCGAUCUGAGCGCUUGGCGUGAGAAUGUUCAAGGCUGUCAAAUUGGCAACCGCCAAGUACAAGUUGGGGAAUCAGCAUUUCCAUCGCCAUGCACAAGCUGCGUUUGCUCCGCAGAUGGACCUCAAUGUGCAUCCCUUAGAAUAACAGAUUGCGGACAACUUAUUCGCCAAUGGCCACGUGAAGCCAUUAUACGUGAUGAAGUAUGCAAUUCACAAUGCGGUAUCUACUUGCGUGGAAAUUCAUUUUCAGCAUCUGCUCCCACAGUGAAUCAACCACAACAACGUGUUCAAAGAUCCAGGCCACAGAAUUUAUUCAAGUUUCCUGAUCUAACACCGUUUGUUACUUCAUAAACAGAAAGAAGAAACAAAAUAAAUUCAUAGUCAUCCAAUAGGAUAGACUUUAAAUUUGAAAGUUUUCGUUAAUAGUUGUAGUGUAAUUGUAAAUAAUUUUUGUCGUAUAAAAUUUGAAUAUACGAAAAAACAUACUUUAAGAACUGUGCUUUAUAUACCUUUGAAAUAAAAAUAUAAAAGUAACUUAUUUAUAAUAAAUCAAUUGUUUUAGCUGUGAAAAAUUUAAUUCAAAGAGUUAGAGUAAAGGUUCAACUAAUAGACAUGAGCUGAUGUCCAAACGGUGUGUGCGAAUAUGAGCAAAUACUCAAUAAAAUCUGUUCAGAAACUUUUUAUAUAACAGAAAGUUUAAAAUCUGCCAAAAUUGAAAAUGAGUUGGAAAUGCUCUCCAAAACUCGAAAAAUUCUUCUUUGAUAAACAUGCUGUAUCGGUUGCAUUAUAAUACCCAACUAUAAUAUACUGUAGACUGGUGAACAGAUGAAAUUGCCGAACUCCGUAGAAGAUGUUUCCAUUUGCGGCGAAAAGUCACCAGAGGAAGAAGGAGACUAAACGUUCAUCUCGAAAGUGAAUUGGAAGAAGAGCCAUAAGGCUGAGCAAAAGACGUAAAUGUCAAGAGCUGCGAGAAGAUGUGAGCAGCGACCCCUGGGGACUUGGCUAUAAGGUCAUUAUAAAGAAAUUCGGGACUCAGAAAAACACAACAGACUUAAGUCCAGAAAAGAUUAGACACAUAAUGAGAGAAUAAAACUCGACACGAAGCUGAGUUUCUAGGAACAUAUACGGUCCGCUGCAGAACGUGCGCUCAAAGUGGCAGCUUCCCUGUCAAGGCUGAUGGCGAAUGUGGGAGGAGCAACAGCAAGGAAACGAAAAGUUCUCAUGACAACAAGCACCAUCCUAUUGUACGGAAUUGAGAUCUGGGCUCCUGGUCUGUAACUUUAUCACUAGCGAUACCUAAACGUUUUUCUAGGUCUAUAAAAUGCAUUUUCUUCCAUAAAUAAAGCAAAAUUUCUUUGAAAUUCAGAAUUUGUGAACUUAGAAACUAAGAUUUUGAAUGAAAUUUCUUUUAUUAUGAUGAGAUUAAAUAGAUUUUAAAGUCAUUGAAAUAUUUUAUCGCCAGUGGUAAAAGCUACAGAACAGGUGCCCUGGCCUGACGCACUGAAAUUGUAAACUAAGAAAUUAAGAUUGUGAAUGAAAUUUCUUUUAUUUUGAUGAGAUUAAAUAGAUUUUAAAGUCA
Messenger RNA from Episyrphus balteatus (marmalade hoverfly), 6027 nucleotides. RefSeq lists its product as uncharacterized. The coding region runs from base 624 to 4799 and encodes 1391 amino acids. NCBI's taxonomy places the organism in Eukaryota, Metazoa, Arthropoda, Insecta, Diptera, Syrphidae. Gene Ontology annotation, biological process: response to oxidative stress. The record is from RefSeq and is a predicted model, not a curated record. The transcript is spliced from 14 exons. Gene Ontology annotation, molecular function: heme binding; peroxidase activity.